Messenger RNA from Dovyalis caffra, 153 nucleotides. Lineage: Eukaryota; Viridiplantae; Streptophyta; Magnoliopsida; Malpighiales; Salicaceae. The record is from the annotation of a GenBank genome assembly.
AUGGUUUGGGUACCCGACCCAUUGAAGAACCAAGAUGUUACGGUGAUUAGUUCGGCCACAACAACAUAUAGCCAUCGCCCAGUGGGCGACAAGGCACCACUAAUCUCAGUUGCUCAAGGAAUAAUGGGCGAGCAUGGGUCAGUGGACGGUUAA